Molecule: messenger RNA, 1926 nt
Organism: Frankliniella occidentalis (western flower thrips)
Lineage: Eukaryota; Metazoa; Arthropoda; Insecta; Thysanoptera; Thripidae
Exons: 5
Coding region: 275-1666 (463 amino acids)
Molecular function (GO): protein binding
Source: RefSeq, a predicted model, not a curated record
UGGUGAAUAGAAUUAAUAGUAAGGAACGGAUUUAAAACACACACUAAGCGGAGAAAGUCGAUAAUGAUUCAAUAUCGACUGGGGAUCAACGCUCUGCGACAUGGCCUCAUUCGAAUGUUCGCGCUGUUUUGAUCCCCAGAUGAUCGUCGCUUGUCCCGAUGUGCACCUGCCCUAUUCCCCUUUUUUGUUUUUGUUUACUGUAUACAUGCUGUUUACACUUUAACACAAUUCACCAUUCCCAUUUAACUCUUGAAAAACAAUAAAAAAAAUUGAAAUGGAAAUCGAGGAGGAUAAAUGCCUUAUAAAUAGUCUCCCUGAUGAGCUACUGGCAUUUUGCUUACAAAAUGUUGAUGCAUACCAUCUUCUUCAUGAGGUGCCGCGCGUUUGCACCAGAUGGAACAAGCUUGCAAGGGACCGGCUUGUUUGGAAGAAGACAGGCAUUUACUUUGAUGGGAGUCGGAAGAACGAUAAUUCCUAUGUGGGUAGCUUCAUCAAAUUGCUGAAUGAGGUUCCCUAUCUUGGUGUCUUAGAUAUUUCUGAAGUAGCAGUUAGAGUCAUAGAUGUAGCCUCUCAUGAUGAAUUUGAACCACGACUAACACAUGUAACGGAGACACUAAAUAGUGACUCAGGGGCAAACUUUUGUCGAAACAUUGGACUAUCUUCCCUCCACAGCAGUGCCUACUUUGAGGGUCUAUGUGAGUUGCUUUUGUCAAAUCAAAACACAUUAACUUGUGUCAAAUUGCAUGAUGUCCAACUUGGUCAUCCGUUGGAAUGGGCUGACUAUGGCAUGUUUUACGAGCUAGAGAAAAUGAAAAGUACUCUGUCCGGAGUGAUGGAAGCAGUAAAAAAUCUUCCAAAACUGAAGGAACUUACAUUGGUGUUCUGCGAAGUAUGGGAGUAUGGUGCAUUUAAACAGUGGUAUGAGGAAAUGGAUCGCAUUGUUUACACUGCAGUGCUGCAAAUAUUUUCUCUGAAAAGGCUGCGGCUUGUCCAUGCUAGACCUCUUAUAGAGUCAGUGCCCAGUCCUCCUCCUCAUAGUUUCUGGCAACUGAGUAGCCUGGAAAUAGUUGGAGAGAGUUACUUUAGUGACAAAUUAGCCGCCCAGUUUGUGUCUGCUGCCAGAGGCACCCUCAGAGUAUUCAAAUCUGGGCACGAACGUGUCCCCAGAACUAUGAAGGUCCUAGGACAGUGUGAAAAUCUGCAGGUCCUCGAUCUGCCAGGUCUAGAAAAUAAUAUAUAUCUGAAAGAUUUGAAAAAGUUGCAUUCACUCAAGAUCUUCUCACUUAGGGAAAAUUAUAAUGUGAAUGUCAAUGCUCAGUGUAUUUUAAAACUUAACUUUCUGAAAAAUUUGAGGAGGUUGGCUUUAAUAGUUGUUGGUGAUCCACAUGAAGCAGAUAUCAUACUGACCAUCAUCAGUCAAUGUCAGCAGCUCAGAACAUUUAUUUUGUCUGAAUAUCAAUUUCCACUGAGGCCACGACCAUUCAUUCAUUUGGCCCCAAAAGUUGUUAAGUCUAUAGUGGAUGGGGCUUUGCCUGAGCUCCACACAUUUGAUGUGCGUAGUGGUGCAGACAAGGAGGAGUGGAAGGAGCCACUCAGUGUCUUAAAGGAACAUCGCCCUUCAUUAAAUAUUCUUACUGAACCUGUUUAUUUGCGGUUGAGAAGCUAAGUUGGCUUAGCUUAUUGUAUCAAGUCAUUUAUUUGUUUCUAUUUUUCACCAUCCUUUGAAUUUGAACUGGUACAUUAUAUUAUUAUUGUAUCUAAGCCGAGCCUAUGUUUGAGGAGGUAAACAAUGAUCAAGGAAAGUACACUUUCUCAUAAAUAAAUAAUUUCAGAAACCUUCUAGCAAAAGUUAAGCAUGUGUAAUAGAGUCAUUAUUCAAUCUUGGGUGUAUUUACCAUAAUAAAGCUAUCGUUUUUCGCAGCUUAA